Molecule: messenger RNA, 1531 nt
Organism: Anoplopoma fimbria (sablefish)
Lineage: Eukaryota; Metazoa; Chordata; Actinopteri; Perciformes; Anoplopomatidae
Gene: serbp1b
Product: SERPINE1 mRNA binding protein 1b
Cellular component (GO): nucleus; cytoplasm
Molecular function (GO): mRNA 3'-UTR binding
Source: RefSeq, a predicted model, not a curated record
GACAUGGAAGCAAAUAGUUACAUAAUGUAAAUAAAAACAUUGCAGCCAGCGUGCGUUCAGAUUGGUGCUCGCUGCGCGGUGUCCCGGAUGGUGCUCGCACCGGAAGAGAAGGGGCAGCUCUCCCAGCCAUCUUGUGGCAGCAUCCAGCGAUUUGUUCGCAUCAAGCCUCGUAGAAUCGGAGGUGAAUCCCGCUGAAGGGGCGCCAUCAUGCCCGGACACCUGCAGGAAGGCUUCGGCUGCGUCGUGACCAACCGGUUCGACCAGUUAUUGGACGACGAGUCCGACCCGUUUGAGAUCCUGAAAGCGGCCGAGAACAAGAAGAAGGAGGCGGCCGCCGCUGGCUCCACCAAGACCGCAGCUCAAGCCGCCAAGCAGCCGAAGAAGGAGUCACAGAAGGACCGGAAGAACCCGCUGCUGGACAAGAAGGAGGAGUCCCAGGCUCCGGUCCCACUGAAGAAAGAAGGUAUCAGGCGAGUGGGACGAAGACCAGACCAGCAGGGCCAGCCCGGCUCCCAGAACCAGGGCGGGCAGGGUGAAGGGCGACCCGGAGACAAGAGGCCGGACCGGAGACCUCCUCGCGAGCGCCGUUUCGAGAAGCCGGCUGAGGACAAGCCCGAGGGAGGAGGAGAGUUCUCCGCGGACAAGCCUCCUGGAGACCGGCCCCCGAGAGGGCGUGGUGGCGGACGUGGUGGGCGUGGUGGAAGAGGACGGGGCAUGGGCCGAGGAGAAGGCUUUGACUCCCGUGGGAAACGAGACUUUGACAGACACAGCGGCAAUGACAAAUCCAGUCAGAAAAGUGAGGAAAAGCGAAGUGGCACCAGCUCACACAACUGGGGCAACGUGAAGGAGGAAGUGAGUGAGGCUGAACAGACUGCUGCUCCAGAAGCGACCCCAGAGGGAGAGGAGAAUGCACCUGCCGGCUCUGAGAACAAGGAGAACGAAGUUGAAGAGGUUAAAAACGAAGGCCCCAAAGAGAUGACCCUGGACGAGUGGAAGGCCAUGCAGGACAAGGAGCGCACCAAGGUGGAGUUCAACAUCCGUAAGCCCAACGAGGGAACCGACAGCCAGUGGAAAAAAGGAUACGUGCUGCACAAGUCCAAGAGUGAAGAUAGGCCUGUUGGAGCUUUGAUCGACGCCGUAGAGCCGGAAGCAGAGCCAACCCCUGUGUUCAACAAGCAGCUGGGAACCCCUGAUGAGUCCAGUGAUCACCACUUCCGCAAACCAGCCAAUGACAUCACAUCCCAGCUGGAGAUCAACUUUGGAGACCUUGGCCGCCCGGGACGCGGGCGUGGGGGAGCCCGCGGAGGGAGGGGAGGCCGCGGCGGAGGUGGCGGGGGAAGCAGCAGGCCGGCACGCGGGGAGCGCCCCGAAAAGGUUAGUGGAGUGUCAGUCCCCAACGUGGAUGAUCCUGAGGCCUUUCCAGCUCUGGCCUAAAGGCUCCUUUUCCACCACCAGCCCACCGAGCAGCCCUUCCGGGCCCCUCCUCUACGAGGCUUGCAUGCUUACAUCUUCAAGUAUAUAAGAAAACAGA